This is a messenger RNA of Dalotia coriaria, 2598 nucleotides long. It is a transcript of the gene spab, whose product is annotated as space blanket. The transcript is spliced from 5 exons. The coding region runs from base 348 to 986 and encodes 212 amino acids. The record is from RefSeq and is a predicted model, not a curated record. NCBI's taxonomy places the organism in Eukaryota, Metazoa, Arthropoda, Insecta, Coleoptera, Staphylinidae.
GAGCGUAUGGAUUGCCCCCCACUGCAGUGCUACACUUCGUCGAGUUUAGAUUCCCAGCACCCAACAACCCAUCCUUACAACUUAGUAACAAAACACCGAAAUAAGAAGAAAAAUUACAACUGUCGCAAGUCAUAAAACGUAUCAAAAUUAAUAAAAACAACUACGACACAUUAAUUAAUUAUACUAUUAAAGUGUAUAACAAGUGCAAAGGGUGUUUAUUGUUUGUUAAUUUUGGGAACUAACACGGCAAUCGACGAGUACACGUAGCAGAAUUGAAAGUUUAAACGCAAUAACGUGACUGCGCCUUACAGUAAUACGAUUUGCAAACGCGCACAAAGAACGAAAAAAUGAAGGGAAUCAUCGCUUUAUUGGCGCUGUGUCUGCUCAGCCGCCAGACGGAGGCCUGGGGCGGGCUGUUUAACAGAUUCUCGCCGGAAAUGCUGGCGAAUAUGGGCUACGGUGCGCACGGCGGAGGCUUACCGCGUGGCGCAGACGAAGGUAUCCUCGAAGAAUUUGAGGUGGAGGAGGAUAGCGAAUCCUGCUAUGGUAGAAAAUGUUCAGCCAACGAGUACUGUUGCCCCGGGCAAAUUUGCAUCGACCUUGAUGGAAUAAUUGGUCAAUGCAUGUUCACUUAUGGAAGACGCGUGGGUGAACUUUGCCGACGUGACAGCGACUGUGAAUCAGGACUCGUCUGUGCCGAAGCUGAGCAAGGAAUCUCUACGCGUGUUUGCCGACCGCCGGUGCAGCAGGAUAAACAGUAUUCGGAGCCCUGCAGCAUGUCGAGUGAAUGCGACAUUGCGCGAGGACUUUGCUGUCAGUUGCAGCGCCGUCACCGACAGGCUCCAAGAAAGAUGUGCUCCUACUUCAAGGAUCCUUUGGUGUGCAUUGGUCCAGUUGCAUCGGACCAAAUCAAAAACUCCAUCCAGCACACUGCUGGCGAGAAGCGGCUCACCGGUCUAAACAAUUUCAAGCGCCCCAUGCAUUAAGAAGAUGGCGCCGAUGGACGCAAUACAUAUGACUUGCAAAAAGAAAACAGUAGCCUAAGAAUAAAGUCCCUUUAAAAUCAAAACCGAAGAACACACAUCUUUAGUUGAUGAGAGAAAAAUAUUAGACUAGCUUACUUUCUAAAAGUUUAGAGAAAAAGAUGCAAAAAAUAGUUAAAGAUACAAGUUGAGAUAUUUUUGUGAGUUUUAUGAUGCAUAGUAGGCAUAAAUCCUUUUUAAAUUGAUGAACUGAAAGUAACGAAUGGCAAACGAGGCGGGUGGAAAAUACGGAACGUAAAUGAAAACAUAACACAUAUCAUAAAUAUAACGAGCGAGUCAGGGUUGUGAUAAAUGUAUGCAUUAAAUCCGAGACGAAAGCAGAGGCAGAACAUAAAAACCAUAAAAAAAUAAUAUGCAUAUCAUGGAAUAGAUAAUGGAAUAGCUCUUAUUUAAAUGGAAUUUAUGCCCUGGUACAAGGCAAAAUAAUUAAUUUUAAAAUGCAAGAGCAAAAUUACGCAAAUGAGCCCUAUUACAACAUAACUAAGCAAAUGUUAAAAUGAUAAGAUACUGUAUAGAUACUAAGAUGAGGGCAGGUAGCUCUUGCAUUUCUAAAUUUAUUACUAUAAGUUUUCAUUCCAAUGGACAAAAACAAAAUCGUUUAUCUUCGGACUCCCGGUGUUUGCAACCAAAAACAAUGUGUACUGGUAACUAAUUAAAAGAUAAAUUAAUUGGUAACGAUAAAAACACAAGUAACACUAUUGAUUAAUUGGUUAAUAAGAUGAAAAACCACGGCUGAGGUAUUUCUAGUACAUACUUGUUAAUUUAUAAAAGGAAUCUAAUAUUAAUCGACUACUUAAUCAACCCACACACCUACUCAACUGGUUUUACGAUCCAGUUAAAGUGUAAUUGUCUAAAAAAUCUAAAGGUGUGAUAAAAUAACUCUGUCACAAUUAAUUAUCAAAUUAAUUACAACAAGAGGGAAAAUGACUCGCCUAAAAAUUAUUUGCAACAAAACAUAUCAUUGAAAAGAAAAUAUUAACAUGUUAUAUUUAAACAAGUGCUUCAUUUUUGACUUUCUAUAAUAACUGUGAUGUUAAACUGUUGUAAAAGAAAAUAAUUGAGAUAUAUUUAUGCAAUGUGUUAAGAGGACGAUGGCUGGACGCAUGUUGUUCCUUGACGAAUGGCCUACUACUACGAAUUUGGUGUGAAAAUGCAAAAAGAGUUUUUGAAAGAUGUCAGUGAACAAACUAAAAACUAAAAGAAGCAGAAAACAACAACAAACUGAUACAUAUCAUAUCAAGACAUUGUACUUAAAUGUAACGAAACAUAUCACUACUAUUAUAAAUAUACUAUUAAAUUAUACAAAAAUAUAUAAUAUAUACAUAUAUACAUAUUAUAUCUAACUAUUCAAGAAACCAAAAGCAAGUUAUUUAAAUAUAUCUACGAAUACAAUAUAAAUAAGAGUAUUAGAAGUGGAGGUUAUCAGAAAUAUAUAUUACCAGAAUGAAAGAUAAAGAAAAUAAAAAGAAACACUAUCAAAUGAUUUAUAUUGUAAUCGUACUACUGUAAUUAAUGUAAUAAUUACUUGAAAUUAAUAAAUGUCUUGAGCAACUUA